Molecule: messenger RNA, 798 nt
Organism: Penicillium cataractarum
Lineage: Eukaryota; Fungi; Ascomycota; Eurotiomycetes; Eurotiales; Aspergillaceae
Exons: 2
Coding region: 1-798 (265 amino acids)
Source: RefSeq, a predicted model, not a curated record
AUGGGGAGGACUGGGGAUGAUGGGGAUGGAGGUGUGAGAAAGAUUCGGAUUGGUAUUUUGGAUGCGUAUUUCGGUCUUGAUGAUUCGCCUGGAGAUCUGUCUGAGGAUGUUGUAAAGGAAAAUGGUAUUAUUCAGGAUAUCAUUAACCAGGCUUUGGCUUCUAUACAGACCGAAGCUGGCUCGGAUAUCGAAUUGGUCCAUAUCACCCCUACCAGCCAUCCGAACUGGAGUUUCGCAACUCUCUACUCCACGGCCGAUACACAAAUCUACGAGUUCCAGCAACGACUAGAUACAUUCCUGCAAUCACCGACUGUCAUAUCACCAUAUACCUCGCUAAAGCAAAUCGCAGAAAGCGGGGAAUAUGAUCGAAAUGCCGUGACCGAGGUAUUCACUGCGCCGCUGAAAGAUCCAGAGACAUUUUCACUGGGUAGUCCUGGGCAUCAGGCUCGUUUGGAGAGGAUAUCUGUGUUGAAGGACUCUGUUAGGAGGGUGUUUGAAGAGAAUAAGAUUGAUGCACUGGUUUAUCCGCAUCAGAGGCAGUUUGUUGCGAAGAUUGGGACGUGUGUGCAGCCGAGGAGGAAUGGGAUUCUGGCUGCUUUGACGGGGAGGCCGGCUAUUUGUAUUCCUGCUGGGUUUAGUCCUCCGACUUCUUCUGCGGUGCAGGGUGUGCCGGUUGGAUUGGAGUUGAUGGGGAGAGUUGGUUGUGACGAGGAGUUGUUGGAUCUUGCGGAGAGAAUUGAGGGUAUUCUUCAGCGGAGGAAGUCUCCGGAUUUGAAUUGGAUCGAGGAAGGUAUCUAG